AACGUGGCGGCACCAGGACCCUUGCUCACGCCAUGUUGCACUUAAGUGUUUAUCUUGAUCCAGACUAGAAGGACAAAAAUAGCCACAGGAUGGGCAGGAACUGUUUCAAUCAUGACUGUACGGUUUGUCAAAGAAUACCUAAUUAAUUCUUUUGAAAUACAAAGAGACGCAGUACAAGAACCAAAAUACGUAGUUUUUGCUGAUACUGCUUUUUUCCUUUUUCAUGUGACCUUGGCCUUCUGAACACGCUAGGUAGGCGAAUGAAAUACCUGGCUUUGAGAAACAGAAAAAGAUAAGGGGAAAUUAAAAAAGUUAGAGGAGAGAAAGGAAUAAAAAAUGGUGAACGACAGCGUGGUUCCAUCAACUCCGCUGUCCUUUAGGCUCCGAUGGGACGUGUUCCUCAGUUUCAGAGGGGAAGAUACCCGUCACGGUAUCACGCAGAAACUCUACAGCUCGCUUGUGGAAAAGGGUGUCCGAGUCUUUCGAGACGACGAUGGGUUGAACCGUGGAGACGAGAUCUCUCCAAGACUGCUGGAAGCCAUUGAAGACUCGGCUGCUUCCGUUGUCAUUCUCUCUCAAAACUAUGCUUCCUCCCAUUGGUGCCUUGAAGAACUGGCCAGGAUAUGCCAGUUGCGGAGACUGAUUCUGCCCGUCUUCUAUGGGGUUGACCCCUCUCAUGUUCGAAGACAGAGAGGACCUUUUGUGGAGGCCUUUUGUAGCCAUGAAAACAGGUUUGGAAAGGAGACGGUGAUGAAAUGGAGGAGAGCCAUGGAGAAAGUCGGCGGUAUUGCUGGUUUCGUUUUCACCAACAAAAGUGAUGAAGAGCAACUGAUUCGGGUUCUUCUGAGAGAGGCUCUCAAAGAAGUGAAUAAUACACCAGUGAAAGUGGCCACCCAUGCAGUUGGAUUGGAUACACGGGUGUCACAGUUAAUAAAUUUGUUAGACGUUAAAUCCAAGGGCAUUAAGGUUCUGGGGCUUCAUGGGAUGGGCGGGAUUGGUAAGACAACCCUUGCUAAGGCCAUCUAUAAUAAGAUUUUCGGACACUUCGAGCUUCGAAGCUUCAUCUCAAAUGUUAGAGAACUGUCAAAGCAAGAAGAUGGUUUAGCAUCCCUCCAACACAAACUUAUUGGUGAGCUUUCCAAUUCCUCUAGUAAUGUUGUGCUUUCUGCAAAUGAUGUUAAUGCUAAUGCCUCAACAAUCAAAAAGAUUAUUUUUGAUAAAAAGGUUCUAAUAGUCCUGGAUGAUGUUGAUGAAGAAAAUCAACUUAAAGCACUAGGUGCAAGAGUCAAAUGGCAAAAUGAUGGAAGUAUUCGAAUCAUUGUUACAACAAGAAAUAGAGGGGUUUUAAAUGACCAAUAUGUGAAUCAAUUUUACGAGGUCAGAGAGUUGCAUUUUGACCAGGCACUAGAACUUUUCAGUUAUCAUGCACUUAGAAGAGAGAAACCGACAAAAGAGUUUCUGGAAUUGUCCAAGAAAAUUGUAUCUCUCACUACGAAUUUACCCUUGGCUCUAGAAGUUUUUGGUUCGUUUUUGUUGGAUAAGAGGAGGGUAGUAGAAUGGGAAGAUGCUUUGGAGAAGUUGAGAGAUAUUCGUCCUAAUGAGCUUCAGGAUGUGCUAAAGAUAAGCUUUGAUGGGCUAGAUAGAGAAAAUCAAUGCAUAUUCCUUGAUAUAGCCUGCUUGUUUGUCAAUUUGAGAAUGAAUAGAGAGGACAUAAUUGACGUACUGAAAGGAUGUGAUUUUAAAGCUGAAACAACAAUAAGAGCUCUGGAAGAAAAAUCUUUGAUUAAGUUCACUGAGGGUAAUGGUUUGUGGAUGCAUGAUCAACUCAGGGACAUGGGAAGACAAAUUGUUCAAGAUGAGAACUUUGUAGAUCCUGGAAUGCGCAGCAGACUGUGGGAUCGCGACGAAAUCAUGACUGUCUUGAAAAAUCACAAGGGAACAAGAAGCAUUGAGGGUAUUGUGAUGGACGUCAUAAAUAGCAAUGGGAAAGAGGUGGUGAUCUUUACAAAACCUUUUGAAUCGAUGGUUAAUCUAAGACUGCUUCAGAUCAAUCAUGUGAAAGUGGAAGGAAAAUUUAAAUUUCUUCCUCAUGAACUCAAGUGGCUUCAAUGGCAAGGAUGUGCUUUGAAAACUCUUCCUUCUGAUUUUUGUCCCCAACAGCUUGCUGUGCUUGAUCUCUCAGAAAGCAAUAAUAUCGAAAGGGUGUGGAACUCUUAUUCUAACAAGGUGGCUGAGAACUUGAUGGUCAUGAACCUGUGUGGUUGCUCCAAUCUGGCUUCUCUUCCUGAUUUAUCUGGACAUAAAAAGCUGCAAAAGAUUGUUCUUCAGAAUUGUGUGAAACUGAUAAACAUUCACAAGUCGGUUGGUAGUUUAAAGUCCUUACUUCACUUGGACAUGACAGGCUGUUCAAACCUUGUUGAAUUUCCAAGUGACGUCUCGGGGAUGAAAAAUCUUCAAACCCUUGUCCUCAGCGAUUGCUCUAAAUUGAAGGAAUUACCAAAGGGCAUAGGCAGCAUGAAAUCACUCAAAGAACUUUACGUUGACAAAACUGGCAUAGAGAAGCUGCCUGAAUCUAUUUAUCGCCUUGAAAAACUUGAAAAACUGAGCCUAAGUGGUUGCAUACAUAUUAAACAGCUGCCACGAUGUGUAGGGAAGAUUGUUUCUCUGAAGGAACUUCAUCUUAAUCAAUCUGCAUUGGAAAACUUGCCUGAUUCUAUUGGAUUCUUGGAGAACCUUGAAACACUUAGUUUAAUUUCUUGUGAAUCACUCACUGCAAUUCCUGAUACUGUUGGCAAUCUCAAAUUAUUGAAAGAGUUGCUGAUUAAGGGUGGUGCAAUCAGUGAGUUACCAAAUUGUAUUGGUUCGUUAUCAUAUCUGAAGUACUUAUUUGUUGGAGGCAAGCAGUUGGGCAAAUUGUCAGAUUCAAUUCAAGGAUUGGCUUCUCUUGUGGAACUUGACAUGGAUGGGAUUUCAAUUAGGGAUCUGCCUAGCCAGAUUGGUGCCUUGAGAGUACUUCAGAAGCUUGAGAUGAGGAAUUGUACUUCUCUUGAGUCUCUGCCAGAGUCGAUGGGGAGCCUGCUUGCUCUUACUUAUUUGAACAUAUUCAACGCCAAUAUUACCGAGUUGCCAGAGUCUAUUGGGUUGUUAGAAAAUCUUAUUAGGUUAAGAUUGAACAAGUGUAAAAGGCUGUGUAAACUUCCAUCCUCAAUAGGAAAUUUGAAGUCUUUGCAUCAUUUAUUUAUGGAGGAGACUGCUGUGACCGAAAUACCAGAAAGCUUUGGCAUGCUCUCAAGAUUAAUGGUACUGAAAAUGGCAAAGAAAGAGAAAUCCGAGUCAUUUGUACUCUUGCCAACAUCUUUCUCAAAUCUCUCAUCGCUAGAAGAACUUGACGCUCGUGCAUGGAGAAUAUCUGGUGAAAUUCCAGAUGAUUUUGAGAAGUUGUCAGCAUUAGAGACUCUGCAACUGGGUAGCAAUGAUUUUUCUAAACUUCCAUCCAGCCUAAGGGGCCUUUCGCUUCUUAAAAGGCUUAGGCUGCCCCAAUGUGAAAAGCUUGAGUCCCUCCCUCCACUUCCCUCAAGUUUGGAGGAGUUGAAUCUUGCAAACUGUAUUUCAUUGGAAAGUAUAUCUGAUAUUUCCAAUUUAAAGAGCUUAGAAACAUUAAACCUUACAAACUGUGAGAAAUUGGUGGAUAUUCCAGGCCUUGAGUCCUUGAAGUCCUUGAGAAGGUUGUACCUGAGCAACUGCAUUAAAUGCUCUGCUUCAGCAAAGAAAAGACUCUCCAAAGUUUAUCUCAAGAGUCUCAGAAAUCUAAGCAUGCCAGGAAGCAAAAUUCCAGAUUGGUUUUCUCAAGAUGAAGUUACCUUUUCAAGCCACAAAAACCUUGACUUGAAAGGUGUGAUAAUAGCUGUAGUUGUUUCCCUUAACCAUCAUAUACCAGAUGAGUUGAGAUAUCAAAUACCUGCUGUAGUGGACAUUCAAGCAAAGAUCUUCAAAGGUGACACAGACAAAGCUAUACAUUCCACCACCUUGGACUUGUUGGGGGUACCGAAGACGAAUGAAGACCAUGUUCACUUGUGUCGAUAUCCAGCAGAUCGUCCGUUGGUUUCUAUGUUAAACGAUGGCUUUAAGAUUCAGGUGACAAAGCGAAACCCGCCAUAUGUUAAGGGGGUAGAGCUGAAGAAGGCUGGGGUUUAUUUAGUUUUUGAGAAUGAUGAUGAUUAUGAAGGAGAUGAAGAAUCACUGGAUGAGAGCCAGCAGUCUGUGUCAGAAAGAUUAGCAAAGUUUGUUAGCUCUCUUGAACAAGAUGAUGGAGUUCACCAAUCCAGCUAUGAAAUAAAAGAAGGGAUGGAAGAGAUCCAAGUCCAAAUUAAGGAAGAAAAAUGCCGAUCAAGCAGCAGAAAUUACUUUGUUUUUGCCUUCACUUUUCUUCUUUUGCUGUCCAGUUGGAUGUUCCUACGCUGUUGGUGGUUGUGGUAGACGAAGCUUCAUUUGGAAGCCAC
Molecule: messenger RNA, 4499 nt
Organism: Durio zibethinus
Lineage: Eukaryota; Viridiplantae; Streptophyta; Magnoliopsida; Malvales; Malvaceae
Product: disease resistance protein RML1A-like
Biological process (GO): signal transduction; defense response
Molecular function (GO): ADP binding; protein binding
Source: RefSeq, a predicted model, not a curated record